ACAUCCCCACGAGCUCAGAGCGUUUCUAUAUACGGAAUCGGAACCCCAGUUGCCCAGCCGAGUAUAUAUGUAUACUUGGCCCAUCGGAAUCUAGCUUAUCAGUCGUUCGAAACCAAGUCCAGCUGGCAAGGUCCGCUGAAAAUUCGGCAAUAGUACAGUCGUACGCCUCCAAGUGAUCGCAAGUGGAAAGUUCCUCAGUUCUAAAUAUCCCUAAGGAGCCUUAAAGUCGAAAUAAUGGCAGCAAAGAGAAUGGAUUUAAAUAGACGCACCUUUUUGGUGCUCAGCGGCAGCUCGAAUCCCCUGGGUCAAUCCCUGGCCCUGGAGUUCUGCCGGCGCCUGGCCUCGGGAUCCGUGGCCCUGAUCCUGGACGAAGAUCAGGAGCAGCUGCGCAAGCUGGAGAAUCAACUCCAGAACGAGCUGAAGUCGGAGAACGUACGGGUGACGACUGGCCAGCUGGACAAGAGUCAAUCGAACGGAGUGCAGCUAAUGGAGCAGGCUCUGAAGGACCAUUUCGGAGGUCAGCAGGCCGACCAACGAUUCGAGCGUUCGAUAAUCCUGCACAACGAGGGCCAGGCGGCCACCCAUGUGCUCCUGGAGCCCCAGAGCACCGGCGACUGGAAGGCCUAUGUCCAGCAGCAACUGUACGCCCCGGUGGCCCUCAAUCAGAUGUGGCUGCAGUCCAAGUAUCUGGAGAAGGUGGAGAAGCUGGCCGUGAAUGUGACCUCCUCCCUGAUGGUCCGUCCUCUGGUCCACUCUGGACUCCUGUGCUCCUGCAAGCGGGCCAGGGACAUGUACUUCCGGGCCAUGGCCGCCGAGGAGCAUCGCUUCGGUGUCCACGUCCUCAGCUUUUCGCCCGGUCUGAUGGCCACCCACGAGAGCCAGUGCGAUGUGAACGGCAACCGGAUCAAUCCCGGCGAACUCGUGGCCUCGAAGCAGCUGCUCCAGCUGCCCAGGAUCCAGCCGCACCAGGCCACGCUCAAGCUGAUCAACAUCCUGGAGGAGAUCUCCUUCGUUUCCGGUCACGAUGUCGACUACUACGACACCUUCGUUUUAUGAGUAGCACCGUGGCGGUGGGCUGCGUCCCCGAUGGACUCGGUUCUGAGUUUGGCUGACGAUUCGGAUGCUGUUUUUGAUUUGAUCGCCUUGGAAAUGAAUAAAAUCUGGCCAAUGACCCUGAAUUUAAACCUGAAAGUGCAAGAAAACCCAGCACAUGAACAGGAAAACGAAAAACAAA
Drosophila takahashii is the source of this 1234-nucleotide messenger RNA. RefSeq names its product sepiapterin reductase. NCBI's taxonomy places the organism in Eukaryota, Metazoa, Arthropoda, Insecta, Diptera, Drosophilidae. Gene Ontology annotation, molecular function: sepiapterin reductase (NADP+) activity. Gene Ontology annotation, biological process: tetrahydrobiopterin biosynthetic process. The record is from RefSeq and is a predicted model, not a curated record.